Notothenia coriiceps (black rockcod) is the source of this 384-nucleotide messenger RNA. Its product is annotated as protein Hook homolog 2-like. Gene Ontology annotation, molecular function: microtubule binding. Lineage: Eukaryota; Metazoa; Chordata; Actinopteri; Perciformes; Nototheniidae. The record is from RefSeq and is a predicted model, not a curated record. The transcript has 4 exons. Gene Ontology annotation, biological process: cytoplasmic microtubule organization. Bases 1 to 384 code for a protein of 127 amino acids.
AUGUUGCCUUCUCCCCGCACUGACCGCCGAUCCUUUUCCUUCGUGACCUGCGAACGGUGUCACCCCCCAGGUUUCGACCGAACUUUAGGUCACACUUCAAGGGUGCAGCGCUACCAAACCCCUCGGGUGAUCAAAACCCUGGACCCGAAGCAGCAGCCGGACCCCGGGGCUCCGGAGAUUCAGGCUCUGAAGAACCAGCUGACGGAGAAAGAGAAGAAGCUCCAACACCUCGAGCACGACUACGAGAAGAGCCGAGUCCGACACGACCAGGAAGAGAAACUCAUCAUCACCGCCUGGUACAACAUGGUGAGUUUAAGAGUACAGAAAAAACAUGAGGAUGACCGAACAGGUUUUUAUGCAUUUCAAAAACAAUACAGGUUUUGA